This is a messenger RNA of Lycium ferocissimum, 1730 nucleotides long. RefSeq lists its product as uncharacterized. The record is from RefSeq and is a predicted model, not a curated record. The transcript is spliced from 3 exons. Lineage: Eukaryota; Viridiplantae; Streptophyta; Magnoliopsida; Solanales; Solanaceae. Gene Ontology annotation, molecular function: acetylglucosaminyltransferase activity. The coding region runs from base 129 to 1721 and encodes 530 amino acids.
UUAGCUUUAAGACUUAGGAUUUAAGUAGAAGACCACCACCCUUUUGAACCAAAAAUAAAAUAAAAAUUCCCAGCUUCCCUGUUUGAAAAAAACUCUCUUUCCCUUAAAGAAGCAAGAAUUUGAAGAAAAUGUCUCAUCAGCCACCACAAUCUUCUUCUGCUUCUUCUACCUCAAAUAAUAUUCAAGAUCCAUUAAAACUCUUGAGGAACUACGUCAGUUCAUUAUUCCACACUAACACCAAAAUCACUAAUAUUUCCACCAUUUUGAUGAAGGCUUUUCUUGCCAUUUGCUUAGUUGCCUCCAUUUCCUUAGUCUCCUUCACUGCUUUCUCUAAUCCAUCCAAAUGGUUUAAUCCAUGUUCAGAUUGUGGUGCCAUCAAUAUUCACACUAGCUAUGCUUAUAGUACUGCCGUUACAAAUAAUUUUAGAGAAAAAGAAGAAAUUACAAACAUAACACAUAUUUUAUUUGGCAUUGGAGGGUCUGCCAAGACAUGGAAUAAUCGUAGAUAUUAUUCUGACCUAUGGUGGGAACCAAACGUGACACGUGGAUUCGUGUGGCUAGACGAAAAUCCCCAAGAAAACGACACGUGGCCCGAAAAUUCACCACCCUAUAGAGUGUCAGAGGACACGUCAGGUUUCAAGUAUACGUGUUUGUACGGUGACAGGUCAGCAGUGAGGAUCGCAAGGAUUGUAAAGGAAAGUUUCGAAUUGGGGCUGAAGAAUGUGAGGUGGUUCGUUAUGGGGGACGAUGAUACGGUAUUUUUUACAGAGAAUUUGGUGACUGUUUUAGGUAAAUAUGAUCAUAAUCAGAUGUAUUAUAUAGGUGGUAAUUCAGAAAGUGUGGAACAAGAUUUGGUGCAUUCUUAUGGUAUGGCUUAUGGUGGUGGUGGAAUUGCUAUUAGUUAUCCUUUAGCAGAGGUACUAGUGAAGAUUUUAGAUGAUUGUAUUAAUAGGUAUCAUGAAUUCUACGGUUCUGAUCAGAAGAUUGGUGGUUGUAUGGCUGAGAUUGGCGUUCCUCUCACAAGAGAACUCGGCUUCCAUCAGAUGGACAUACAUGGAAGUCCACGUGGGCUUUUGGCAGCGCAUCCAUUGGCACCCAUUGUAUCACUGCACCAUCUAGGCGUUAUAAAUUCUCUUAUUCCACUGAUGGGUCAAGUCGAUUCAGUUAAGAAGGUGAUCGAGGCAUACAAAAAAGACCCAAGUCGAACAAUGCAACAAAGUAUCUGUCACGAUCUAAAGAAAAAUUGGUCGUUAUCAGUGUCAUGGGGAUAUUCAAUUCAGUUAUAUCCAAGCUUAAUGAGUGCCAAGGAAUUAGAGACACCAAUGAGGACAUUUGAAACAUGGAAAGGGUUUGAAGAGCCAUUUACAUUUAAUACUAGGCCAAAUUAUAUUGAACCAUGUCAAAGGCCUAUAGAGUAUUAUUUGGAUCGCGUUUUUGAGCUCGAUAAUGGAGAAACUUUGACAAGUUAUAAGAGAAUUGGUAAUUAUAAUAAGCAAUGUGAGAAUGAAAAUUAUGCGCCAGCAUUAUCAGUUCAAAUGGUUAAUGUCACGGCUGCUAUUUUAUCUCCUCAAGUAUGGAGACAGGCCCCACAUAGGCAAUGCUGUGAGGUGAUCAAUGGUGAAAAUGAUACUAAUAUUGACACUGUACUACAGAUCAGAAUUAGAAGUUGCAACAAAUGGGAAUCAGUAACAUUGCCCUUUGACAUUAACGAGGGACAUUAACACUAUAGC